UCUAUCUAUAUACACAAAAGAGAUCGUGUAUGAUUGCGGUAUAGUGUCUCAGAUUUGCCUUUUUUCCGUUUUUGUUGGAAAUAGACAAGAGCUGGGUUUCGCUGGUGAUGAGAUUGUCUUUCCGAUAGUAAAAUGGCAUCGGGUUUGGAGCACUUUGUCAACAACGUGCAAGUAUUAUCCUCGGAAGGUAAUUAUCGUGAAUUGAGUCUGGCUUUGAAUAGAUUUAGCGAUGUGCUGCUGAGGAACUUGCAGUAUCUUGAUACUGUUCUAGAAACCUUUGAGCUCCAGCAACAUUCACUUGGAAUCCUUGCUGUACUUGUCACAAAAGUUACUGCUUUCAACAAUGGCAAUGCUCCCCUUGAUAGGUUCAAGCCACUGCUUGCUCAAGUCCAAGAGUUUGUUGCUGGUUGCAACAAGGUACAAGUUCAAUAUAUGCCUGAACUAUAUGCAGAGUUGUUUCAUCAGGUAACAGUAGCAUUAACAGAAUUGAGAACUCCGAUAAGGGGAAUAGAUCUGAUGUGCAAAGCCAUUCGCAAUAUACAAUCUUGCGAUAGCCAGCUGACUUCCAUUCACGGAGAUCUUUGCAAACUUUGCUUACUUGCCAAAUGUUUUAAACCUGCCUUACAGUUUCUGGAUGUUGAUGUUACUACUAUUAGUGUAGAUGACGACGCCAAGCAUUUCUUACUGUAUUUUUAUUAUGGAGGUAUGAUCUAUACUGCUCUUAAAAACUAUGAGAGAGCACUGUAUUUUUAUGAAGUCUGUGUAUUGACACCGGCAAGUGCAGUCAGCCACAUCAUGCUUGAGGCAUAUAAAAAGUAUAUUCUAGUUUCUCUUAUUUUGAAUGGAAAGAUUUCAGCAUUGCCUAACUACACUUCUCACUUAGUCAAAAGACAUAUAAAAAGAUUGAGUCAACCUUAUCAAGAACUUGCAACAGCAUAUGGUACAAAUAGUUGUGACGAAGUACAGGGAAUAAUGACUAAAUACUAUGAAAUGUUUACAAGAGACAACAAUGAAGGAUUAGUUAAACAAGUGCUUAGCUUUCUGUACAAAAAAAACAUUCAAAGACUCACAAACACUUUCUUAACGUUAAGUUUAUCAGAUGUCGCAGCACGUGUCAAGUUACCAGGUCCAGAGGCAGCUGAAAAGUACAUCUUGAAUAUGAUUGAAGAUGGUGAGAUUUUUGCUACUAUUAAUCAAAAAGAUGGUAUGGUUAUAUUUCAUGACGACCCAGAGAAAUAUGAUUCACCAAGGAUGCUGGCAAAACUUGAAAAAGAAAUGGCAGAGUGUGCUCAACUAGGUAAAAAGGUGCUUGAAAUGGAAGAAGAGGUGGUUGUAACUCCACAAUAUGUACGCAAAGCUUGUGGACAGAACGAUCAGGAUGACUCAGCUGCUGGCCCAGCACCUACCAAUCUUACAAAUGCUCAAAAUCAACCAAAACUCAACACAUACUCUAUGUAACGCAAAUAAGUUAUUAUUACAGAAAUAUUUUGAAACGUUAGUUAAAAACUUCUUAAUUUAAUUGUUUUAACUUUCUUUUUUGGCAAAAAUCUAUUAUUUCAUGUUACUUUUUGGAAAGCUUUGAAUGGAAUACUUGAAUAACUGUCAAUUUUUGGAAAAAUUUUAUUGGAUAAAUCAAGGCAUUACAAAUAGUUUAAAGGUGAUUGUAUUAUGUAUGUAUGUAAAUGAUAAUUAAUCAAGUAUUCAUGUAAGGGAUAGUAAGAUGAGAGAAAGUUAAGCAGUCUGCUAAUUAUUUUUCAAGUAUUUAGAAGUUUAGAAAUUGAAACUUUUCACUUUGAUCAAUACUUUUUUAAAACAUUUUAAUUUUUGAUUAAAUGAUCAAGAACAAAUUAGGAAUGUGAUAUUUCGAGUAACGAGUGAGUGUGAGUUACAUUAUAAAAAAUGUUUCAUUAGCCAUGUUUUCACAUUUUACUAUGAAGACAAGUUGUUUGUAGUUGUGUGGUAAUUAAAAAACAUGGGUAUGAAAGUAUAGAUAAGUAUUUAACAAUUUCAUAAAUAAAAGUCAAAGUUAUUCAUUUCACUGCAAAUUUGAAAGCACUCAGCUAGAAUCAUAUAAAGCUAUUAAUUAGACUGUAUUUUUUUAGACGAAUAACAUUUAAUUUCCUUAAUACUAUAUUAGUUAAUUGGAAAAUUCCAUAAAUUUUUUGUAGUUGAGAGAUUCAAUAAAAUAGU
This is a messenger RNA of Phymastichus coffea, 2190 nucleotides long. RefSeq names its product COP9 signalosome complex subunit 3 (gene CSN3). NCBI's taxonomy places the organism in Eukaryota, Metazoa, Arthropoda, Insecta, Hymenoptera, Eulophidae. The transcript has 5 exons. Gene Ontology annotation, cellular component: COP9 signalosome. Bases 133 to 1458 code for a protein of 441 amino acids. Gene Ontology annotation, biological process: ubiquitin-dependent protein catabolic process. The record is from RefSeq and is a predicted model, not a curated record.